Athene cunicularia (burrowing owl) is the source of this 5469-nucleotide messenger RNA. It is a transcript of the gene HTR2C, whose product is annotated as 5-hydroxytryptamine receptor 2C. NCBI's taxonomy places the organism in Eukaryota, Metazoa, Chordata, Aves, Strigiformes, Strigidae. Gene Ontology annotation, molecular function: G protein-coupled serotonin receptor activity; neurotransmitter receptor activity. Gene Ontology annotation, biological process: locomotory behavior; feeding behavior; G protein-coupled receptor signaling pathway, coupled to cyclic nucleotide second messenger. Gene Ontology annotation, cellular component: plasma membrane; dendrite. The transcript is spliced from 5 exons. The record is from RefSeq and is a predicted model, not a curated record. Bases 1157 to 2575 code for a protein of 472 amino acids.
CCGGGGGUGCUGGGGGCUGCCGCGGGAACGCCUGGCUCCCCCAGCGCAAAGUGACUACUGCAACUAACUCGAGGUUGGGACUACUUCUUGGAGGAUGCCCUGUGUAUCUCCAGUCACUCCUCUCCGGCCUCACCGCAGAAUAUUGGGAGUCGCUCGCCCACCCCUGCCGAGGGGGGACAGAGACACAGGCCUCCAGAGGGUUAAGUGCAUCUGCCUUUACGCGAAGUGUUCGAGCAGGAAAUAAUCUGCAGAGAUACAUGUGCAGCAAUUCAACUGCUGCUGCUCUCCCAGGCUGCCGCUGCUGCAGUUCGGUGGGUGAGAGAAGCCGCGCUGCUCACAGAAGAUGCUUUCUUGGCGUGUCCGAACCGCCCGGCAUGGCAGCAGAGCCCCGGCUGUCUGAGCUGGGGUAAAUGUCUCCAUCCAAGAGGAAUUAUUUUGACUUGCUGGCUCUGUCGGCUCCCUGAGAGGUCUCCCCGGCGUAUCUGAGUCUCCUCCCCGGUGAGCAGUUCAGCUCGGUGCCAUCCACAAGUGCAGAGUGCUUUGACAAGAGCACACGGAAGGCAUGCUAGCAAGACCAUGAGUCACAGACAGAACAAACUUUCCUAGCUCGUCGCUGUACCCUGGCCUCCAAUCCUCUUUGGAGCUUGGAGCAGCUACCAGAGGGGCUGAACUUUGCUGUUUCCUGCUGUGCUGCCCGGGACCUUUUCUGUGUUAGCAAAGGCUGAUGGAAACCUGCGUCUAGGUGGUACCACAUGCGAGUGAGACAUUCACCUUGCUCCCUGACGUCCUCUCCCUGCUUUGGUCCCUGCCAGCAGCGCUGUGUCACCACACACCAGAUGUGCAGGCGGCUGCAAAGAGCUUCCUUCCCUGAGCGCAGGUGCUCUAUUUCAAGAAAAAAAAUGGUGGACCUGGAAACCAGCUGGAGAUUGCAAAGUCUCCUUUUCCUUGAGGUUGCUGGUCAGUGGUCACCUUUCACCACACCCAAGGAAACUAGAAGAGUUCCACGUUAACUUCUGUAAGGUUUGUUUCACUAUGGAAGAUCAAAUGAUUUUCUGGCUCAGGUUUUGUGAAGUUCGGCACCUGCCUUGGACCCGCAGUUUGGAAAAGGGAUCAUCUCUGAGGCACGGUUAAGAGACAGAAAAACCAGUCCCAGACGAUGAGCACUUUAAGUAGCACUGGAAUAUUACUCAGCUUAACGACAGUGUCUGUUACGCUGGAUUUUAGUUUGCAUGGUGGUCUGAUGGCUUGGUCCUUAAGCAGCAAUUUGACUCUGAAUCAGAGUUUGCCUACAUCUGAUCCUCUUAAUGCCUCUGAGAAGGGCGAAGUCUCUCGGAUGUCCGUGAGGGAGAAGAACUGGCCAGCCCUCCUGAUCUUGGUUGUCAUCCUGUUGACCAUUGGGGGGAACAUAUUGGUAAUUAUGGCUGUGUCCUUGGAGAAGAAGUUGCAGAAUGCCACAAACUUCUUCCUGAUGUCCUUGGCGGUGGCAGACAUGCUGGUGGGUAUCCUGGUCAUGCCCGUGUCGCUCAUUACAGUCCUGUACGAUUAUGCUUGGCCUUUGCCUAAACAGUUGUGCCCUAUGUGGAUUUCCCUAGAUGUGCUCUUUUCAACUGCAUCUAUUAUGCAUCUCUGUGCCAUCUCUCUUGAUCGGUAUGUAGCAAUACGCAAUCCCAUUGAGCACAGCCGCUUCAAUUCCCGCACCAAGGCUAUUAUGAAAAUUGCUGCAGUUUGGACCAUAUCCAUAGGGAUAUCUAUGCCCAUUCCAGUCAUUGGUUUGCAGGAUGACUCCAGGGUGUUCAUAAAUGGGACCUGUGUCCUCAACGAUGAGAACUUCGUCCUCAUUGGGUCCUUCAUGGCGUUCUUCAUCCCUCUCAUCAUCAUGGUGAUCACGUAUUGCCUGACUGUCCAGGUGCUGCAAAGGCAGGCAACGGUGUUCAUGUGUGGAGAGGUGCCCAAGCAGAGGAGGAGCAGUGUAAACUGCCUCAAGAAGGAAAACAACACAGAAAACAUUUCAAUGCUUCACAAUCAUGAGGGGGCAUCUCACUUGAACUCUCCUGUAAAUAAGGAGGCAGUGCUUUUUCGGAAAGGAACUAUGCAGUCCAUCAACAACGAGCGAAGAGCCUCCAAGGUCCUGGGCAUCGUCUUCUUUUUGUUCCUCAUCAUGUGGUGCCCAUUUUUCAUCACUAAUGUCAUGUCUGUGCUCUGCAAGGAAGCCUGCGAUAAAGACCUCUUGAGUGAACUCCUUGAUGUGUUUGUUUGGGUGGGGUAUGUUUGCUCUGGGAUUAAUCCCCUCGUAUACACACUCUUCAAUAAAACGUACCGCAGGGCUUUUUCCAAUUACAUCCGUUGCCAAUACAAGACCAGUAAAAAAUCAGCACUGCGGCAGAAUCAGUGUCUGAAUGUUGCUUCAACAGCUUUAUAUGGGAAAGAUCUGACUUUAACUAGUUAUCGAAAUGGCAAUGAAUUCAAUAGCAUGGAACUAGAUGAAGCUGAGGAGGGCCUUGAAAUGCAACCAGGGACUUCAGAGCUCUCCAUAAACAGCUGUAAUGUUGUAAGCGAAAGAGUGAGCUGUGUGUAAAGGUGGCUCACACAGCCUUUUGCUACGGUGUAUCUGUAGCCAAAAUAUGUUGUGUAAAAAUGUAAGUGUUGGUCAAAGGACAAUGUAAAUAUUGCAUUCUGAACAAAGCUUUUUUUUUUAUGAAAAAAGUUGUCUUUCCAGUCCAGUACUUAAAAUCAUAUAUAUUAAUAUACUUCAGUGAAGUUUAAGGUUCUAUAUUUACUGUUAAUACUAGAUCAGAACUAUUAGUUACUUUGCAUAUGUCAUGGACAAAAUGUUUGAAUUCUUCUUCCAGUGCAUGAACAAAAAUGCUGAAUAUUUAUCUCAGGUGGCAUUUGCUGGAGUCCAGAAUGGCACGUUAAUAGUUAUAUAUCAAAUACAUGCUAUUAGACUUGGUCAGUAUAACUUUCUUUUUCAAGUUGACAGUAAAUAUAUACUUUAAAUCCUCACCCCUAUUUGUGCCGUGUAAAGAUUGUACAGAAACCUGGCAGAGAGACAUCAUGAAAGUGUGGCGGCUGUGCAGGCACCUGGCCAGACACGUCCUGUCACGGGCAGUGGCUCGCUGCCAUACUGGGGCAAACUUGCUCUUCAAGGGACCUCAGUUAAAUUUUGACUCCCUUGCCAAUCCUGUGGUUUUCUUCCCAUUCCCCAGGAGGCUUCAGCUCCCCUAAGGAAGGUAGGGAAUGCAGAUCUGCUGUGGCUUUGUCAUCCUGGCUGGGAUCACUUGCACACUUGGAGAAGAAACAUGAGAAACAGAAGGAACACCCGUUAUCUGCUUCAACCAUUUUAUAAAUGGAGGGCCUCAGAUUUAUAAAAAGUGCUCCUUUGCUCUUGUAGGUAAUCAUCAGCUCUGGGGUGGAGCAAGCCGUGCUCAGUGUGGAUGGCACUGCCUUCACAGACUGCUUGGAUGAUCAGGGUCUUUGGUUGACCUGGAGAAGAGCGCUCUGGCUUUGUAAGAGCUCUUGACUUCUCGGUCCCUGUCUAUUAUUUAAUCCUUAGCUUGUUUAGCAUUUAUUUUUAUUUUUCAGCAUCCUGGGACAUGCAGUGCUGGUGAUGAAGCACUGCUUUGGGUGUAGAGCAGAAGCUGCUGCGUGUGUGGUGCUGGUUGGGGUCAGGCUGGGAGAUGCAGGAUACUGGGAGAGGGGCAUAAAUGAGGGUCCCUGCUCGUUUCUCCUAUCUCAGGAGGGGGUGGGCAGAGCCGGACAGAGUAUCUGACUGGAAUCAUUUGCUGGUGACACGGUUCAAAAGCAAAUGAUGACAGAAAGGAAGCAGACCUGGAGGUAGUCUAUGUGGAAGAUUAGUCUGGAUUAAUUUUAACAUUUGAUUUAUUCCAUUUCACUCCGAAGUAAAUUAUAGUAUAUCCUAUUAACACCACUUACAUCUCAAUGAAAGCAUCCAUAUUGGGAUUUAAUGCAGUUUAAGUAAUCUGCUUUUAAUUCACACCAUGUAUAAUUUGAAUCCAUUUUCCACUGUGUUCCUGUGUAGACAAGUCUUCCAAGGCAUUGUGUCUUUCUGGCACUGUGCCUCUGGGUUGAUGCCUCUCAUUCAUUUCCUUAUGUAGGGUAUGGUCUAAUGCCAGAUAUCACCCAUAAGGUUUUUUUCAUCUUCAGUAACUAACACACAAAUGCUGCGGUGCCAUCUAACAUGGAUGCAUCGCUGACAGCCUCUGGCUAUAAAAAUCCUCAGAACAGAAAAGCAUGGCAUGGAUAAAUUGCAUUUUACUAACACAAACUGAUUAUAUUUAAAUUUGCUGUGUUCAUCCCACCAAAAUUAACUUGUAAAAGAAAUGGAAAAUUCUGCUAGUGUUAGUGUAACAUUGUGCUGUUGUAUUGCUGGGUACAGCAACAACCUUGUUGAGGCCACUACCAAAACACAACAUACGGGUUGCAUCUGCUGCUGGGUUGCUCCCAGCUUGAUGCGUUGAAGGUGAUGGUCCUCUCUUCUCCCUCAUCCUCUCCUAAAAGAAAUCCAUAGUACUUCGAUGCAGGCAGGCAAGGUAUCCCAGUGCAGAGCUGAGCUUACUGCUUGCAGAAGGCAGCAGAGAUGCACCAUGUGCCAGCCUGCUGAUACUGCCAUGGGUUUGAACGCUUGGGAAUCCACUUGCUUCUCCAGAAGGUCUGGUAAUCAGUAGGAAAAAGACUGGCCAGAGACACAAACUUGUGCCUUCAGUGAGUCAGAUUUGAUUGUCUCAAACAGUACAGAAAAAAUCAGAAAGAGUACAUUGCUUUUUAAGUUCUUUUUUUCCUUUGGUGAUUUCAUACCAUAUGUAUAUGUUUGUGUAUAAAUGCGUGUGAGUGUGUACAUAUAUAUAUAUACAUAUAUAUAUAUUUUAAAGCCAACCACAGACUUUGAAAGCAUUUAGCAAUAAGUUGAAUUACAGUAGCUUCUAGCACGUGUGAAUGGGUCAUGUGUGAAUAGCUCGUUUUUCACAGCAUCCUUGAACUUGGUAUAAGUCCACACACAGGCAUUGUCUUUGCAUAGGAGCAUUCAUGACUUACCCUUGCCAGUUCUGUUGUAUGGGCAAAAAGGGAACCUACUAUAUUUGGAUGUAAAUAAUGGGAAUUGAACAGAGAAUUUACAGAAUUUUUAUAAAUGUUUUUAAAAAAUUCAACACCAGAACUGUAAAUAUGUCGACCGUGGCUACUCAGCUGGACCCGUUCUGAUGUAUGUCACUUGUUUAGAUAAACAGACAAGGGGACUGCCUUACAGCGCCUGCGUUCUCUCCUGGCCAGCGGGUGAUAACAUUUUUGUGAAUGGUUAAAUACUGUCACUUACCCAAUUUCCUUUGGGUCAUUCACAUCAGGGUUUUGUGAUGCUGCUAUUAAUUUAUUAAAGAAAGUUUGUUGGUUUAAUCACUCUUAAUUUUUUUUCAUGGACUAUCAGAAAAUAAAUAAAUGAACAUGCCCUCUCUUUCU